AUGCCUUUUCCAGCGACUCCAUCACCAUUCCGCCUUUCCCGCCGCAACCCAUCCACGCGCCGCAAUGGUCCUCAAUUCGCCCCCACACCUCGGUUUCUAUUGUCACAGACUGCAACACAGAGUGGGAAUGAGGAAUUCGACGUGAUAGACGAUGACGGGCCAUCUUCAACGCCUCAAGUUGCCCAUAAUCUCCCUCCCCGGGGUAUCACUCCCUCGCGCCAACGCGACGCGGUCGACGACUCUGGUGAUGUCGGGGUUAUAUGUCAUAUAAGAAAUGACGGAAGAGAAUCAAAUGAACUACCAGAUGAUGCCAUCAACAGCUCUCCUCCAGAAGAACCAGAGACUCCGAGCAUUAUAGAUGCUGAGUUUGAUGCGCUAUUUGCGCCGGUCGGAGAUAGGAACAAAAGGCGCCGUGUGGAGGGAACUACACCCUUGAAUCCGAAGAGGCCAACACAAAUUGAUCCAAUACUUUCAUCGCCACCCGAAACACUGAAUCUACCAACUGGUCACAUCGAUUUGCUUGAUCACAACAGGCAGAGCGUCGAGGCAACGGAUAGUAAUACACAACGCACCCCAGCACCAAGUGCUCGUCAAUUUGCUCCAGCUGUAUCUACCCCAGGUGAAAUGAGAACGACAACACCGUUUCGCGGGCGCCCUCGCUUCAUGCUUUCCUCGGCAGCGAGGCCUCCUAGCAGCCAAUUUGCACCCAAUCCCAAGACACACACACCUGGGAUAUCGCCACCUGAGAAACGCAAACCAGCUUUUGUACUGCCUCGCUCUCCGCCGCCAAAACCGGGCGCAGAGGAUAUCCCUGCGCCGUUCUCUCCAUCCUCGCGCACAUUGCAUCGUCGUGGUCGGAAUCGGGCUGGUAGGCCAAGUUUUAUUCCCGGCGGAAUGGCUGCUGAGGUGCGUAGCUGGGUUUUGGAAAUGGGGGCAAAGCGUGAAAAUUUCCCACAGCCUCCGUUGACUCAGCCUUUAGAGGUACAGAGUGCAGACGCCUCGACAGAAAAGCUGAGGAAGUAUCUUGUAACAGCACGGAUCAAUCAUGUCAGCCAGUCGGCUCUUAGCGGUUGUGGCUCUCUUGCUUUCCUACAGGCCGAAGCGCUUACUGGGGAUCAUGUGCAGAGAACAGGUCCCGAUGACGUUUUGAAUAUCAUGAUCAUGGGACCCUCGCGAUCCAAGUCAACACCCCAUCUUCGGAAAGGGGACUUGGUGGGCAUUCAUAAAGGGCUUAACUGGAAUUUGCAGCUUGGGACACACUUUAGCGAACCUCAAAUACCUGGGCAGGUGCCUAGUCAUGUGUUGGAGCGUGGUCCAUCCGGAGAUGGCGAGCACACAGAGGCCAAAGACGCCUGGCUCAUUGCCAUGGAAUGGGACCUCAUCGAAACAGCUGAAUGA
Molecule: messenger RNA, 1398 nt
Organism: Penicillium paradoxum
Lineage: Eukaryota; Fungi; Ascomycota; Eurotiomycetes; Eurotiales; Aspergillaceae
Exons: 2
Coding region: 1-1398 (465 amino acids)
Source: RefSeq, a predicted model, not a curated record